CCACUGUACUGACUACAACCUGCCUCAGACGACGCCCCACAGCCCGUGAGAUUUGCGCACCAGAGCGCCGCCGCAGCCACCGUGCGUAUUUUCCUCGCGCCAGAAGGGAAACCAUCCUCGUUUUGUUCUCCUCCUCGUUCCUGCCGGGCUGUGAGCACAGGCUGCCCCGCGGCAUCACCUCAGCAUUACCAGCCAGGCUGCCUCUCAGAGGAGGAGGAAGAAGCAGCAGCAGCAGUAGAGGAGGAGGAGGAGGAGGAAGAGGAGGAGGAGGAGGAGGAGGAGGAAGGGGUGGCAGAGUAUUCCGAAUUGACGCUCAGAAAUAAACAAGACGACAGACAGCCUGGUUUUGGGAGACGUCCGCGGCGGGGAAGCGAAUCUGCAUGAUGGCUGAGGUGUCCCAAGAGGAGAGACUCCAGGCCAUCUCUGAGAAAAGGAAGAAGCAGAUGGAGAUCGAAAACAAGAGGAGGCAGCUGGAUGAUGACCGAAGGCAACUCCAGCAUCUCAAGUCGAAGGCACUGAGGGAGCGCUGGUUGUUAGACGGAGCUCCGGCGGAGGACGAGACUCUGAAGCGUCUGCACGAGGACGAGGUGAAGACCAAACUUCUGGAGCAGGUCAUCCUCAGGCUGGAGCAAGACAUUGAAGAACUGGAGAAUGACGAGCCAGAAAACCAGGGUGUGGCCAAAGAAAAUGGAGGUGAAAAUGGAGUAGUGCAGACCUCCGGUAACACCCCCAAGAGAGAGGUGACAGGGUUAGAGGCCAAGCUGCUGGGCCCCAGUCCUGACCAGGCCAGUGAAGACAACCCCGUCACCCUGGUGUUCAUGGGCUACAAGACCGUGGAAGAGGAGCAGGAGAGCCACACGGCCCUGGGAAUGGAGGGGGUGGACGGCAACGUGAAGGCCGAGUUUGUUGUGAUCGAAGAUGGGGAGGGGAAAGCAGGCGGAGAGGCAGCCGCCGACGAGCAGGCUCCGCCCAACGGCAGCAUGGCAGAGAAGGAGAAGGCCAACGGAGGCGGGGAGGAGGAGGAGAAGGAGAAGGAGAAGGAGAAGGAGAAGAAACAGACCUGCAAAUGUUGCACGGUCAUGUGAGAUGUGUGCGUGUAAAUGUGUGUGAGUGUGUGUGGAUGGGGACACACCUGCAUCUGUGUGAGUGUGUGUGUGUGGAUGGGGACACACUUGUACAUCUGUGCAGGCAUGUGUCUGUAUUUGAAGUGUGUGUGUGUGUGUGUGUGUGUGUGUGUGUGUGUGUGUGUGUGUGUGUGUGUGUGUGUGUGUGUGUGUGUGUGUGUGGACUGGGGGGAAAUAACAGAAAGCGAAGUACACAGCCAAUUUACCAACAAUGAGAGCCAAUACAAGCUCCAGCUACAACAAGAACCACAAAGACUCAUACGUACACUUUACUCUGUAUACUUUCUCUGAUAUGUAUUUGACUUUUGAUUUCUAUUGAUAUUUUUCUAUUUUUCUGUCUUGACAUUUAUAUUGUAUUCAGUAUGUAUAUCUUUAUUAUGGGACUGUGUACUGUAAGUUCAUUGUUAUUAUUGUUGGGAAAAAUAACUGUAUUAGCUCUCUGGAUUGUACUGCGAACCCACUGGGGGGGGGGGUCUGGAAACUUUAAACCAUUUAACAGCAAACUAUGAAGGACACAGAUACUUAAAUAUAUAUAUAAAUAUGUAUUUCUCUGUGUAGGCCUACCAACUAUUUAUCAGUCAAUUUCAUAUUACAAUAUUGUCUAAGAUAUUAUUUUAAAUAGUAUUUUAAUAUAUUGAUAUGAAAUUAUGUUUUAUACAAUGUAUUUAUUGUUUUUGGUUCUCUAUACCAUCCCCAACCAUUAACUGCAUGUAAAGCUUGUAAGCACUUCCAGAUUAGCGUAACAAUCAUCACAAGUGUCCGUGCUUUCUUAGACUCAUAUGUGCUCAUAUCUAAAGUCACACAAGUGUUUCUAUCGGUAACAGUGAGUAUAAUUUGCGGUGUUAGAGAUAUGCAUUGACUUUUAAUAGGAAACUACAGUGCGGAGACGAGAGGCAAACUACAACACUGACCACGUUGCAAACUGCAUAGACGCUGUACGUGACACGUGUACAUGAGGAUCACAGCUUUUGUCUUUUUCUUUUUUCGAAUAAGAUGGACACACGUAACAAGCCGUUGCACAGCGACUAGAAAUGCUUUAAGGAUUUUUGCUCUCUCAGCCGUAGAAUCAAUGUAAAUCUUAUGAGGUAGCACUGCAUGAAGCCUUGCAACAUUUUUGACUGUCUUGUCACUUUUGUUCGGUCUUUUUAUUCUGUGCUGUCACGUUCACAUGAAUGUAAAUUCCAGGGGUUAAAUUGGGAUUCGUUCUACCGUCAUAACAAGAAGAGACGAGCUCGCUCGGCGUUAAAAAAAAACUAAAGAAAAAAAGAAGAAGAAGGUUUUUGUCUCUUUAUGAACCAAAUAAAAUCUGAUGAUUCUGUAAUUUCCCUGUGUGGUGUUGCUCGGCUGCUGGUUUCUGUCCUCCUCCGCUCCCAGUUUAACCCCUGAUGCUUACUCUGCAGACCUGCCCCCUCGUUAGUACGUGAAUAGAUUUUCUGAUAGUAAAAGACAUUCGAGACAUUUGAAUAGACUUUUAAAUAUUCAUCUCUUUUGACCUUAAGCCUUUUCAGCCCUUUGAGCACAAUAUGAAGAAUAGUUGUGCCCAGGUAACGAAGAUUGUUAGUCAUCGCUGCAUUGGAAAUAGGUUGUAUUCUGUAAGACAAACCAUUUUAAACUAUUCAGGCUGCUAGAAAGACAAUUUGUGCAUUUACACCAUAUCAAUUUAAAGCCUUGAAAGACUAUUAGCAGCAUUUCUGUCCCUUAUCUCUCUCUCAGUAGAGGUCAUGCAUGCUCUGGGUCAGUGAGGCAAAGCCAACGAUGCUUCUGCUCCCCUCAGGCUCAUCCUUAUCUCUGACUCAUCAUCUCACCGUCACCGUUACCUCAUCAUCAUCAUCAUCAUCACCACCCUCACCCAGCCCCACCUUCCACGCUCUGAGACACACAGUUCAUAAACCUCUGAAGUUGGUGCUAAUCCUGAGUCUCGCCUUUUAACACUCGCCAUCCACCAACUAUCGUCCUGCUCGUCCCCGCUGUCUUGCUGGUGAAGAGGGUUUGUGGGAAUCUACUGCCUCCUGCUUUGACUCGCUGAAGAGUCUUUUUGCAACCUUCAGUGCCCGAUGCAUUUACUCAAAUCCUGCCUCUAUUUACCACCAGAGAAAUGAUCCCUUCUAACAUUCCUAAAGGAGGUCGACAGGCGUGGAUGGAUGAAAGAUAGUCUAUGCUUUCCAUACGUACAGUUCCACUUUAAUUGUACAACUUGGAGCUUUGUUUCCGUAAAUUGACUCUCAUGUUUCUUUUUCUUUUUUUUCAUUCCUAUGGCCUCUUUGCAAGGCAGUAUAUUGUAUUUGAUGUGUGUAUUUUUAAAAGAGAAAAAAAUAACAUGUGUAUUGUUGGUGCCUUUGUCAGAUUCAGUUGGUUGGACGUGUCUGUCUGCCGCCAUUUUUUUAAACCGGGCUUUUUCUUGCUCUGCUCAGUGUCACGAUGAUCCACUGGAAACACUGCCUUCGACUCCAGAGGGUCAAAUAAACAAGUGUAGUAGAUAAUUAAACUAAUAAAUAUACAUAAGUGCAGCUUGGAUGGUAGGUAAUAUGCAGACUGUUGGUGUCUUGAAAGAAAACUUUGUAUCCUUGUAUGUAUUCCUUAUUUUUUAUUUUACAGUUAUCUUUUAUUAUAUCAAAAGUCAACCUACAUGCAACAUGUUUUUUCAACAUUUCGGGGGAGGAUACAAACUUCAUGCAGGAGACCAACUGUCAGUCUAUGUAUAUACAGAAUAUACACAUGUAUAUCUAUGUGUAUAGCUACAGGACAAAAAAAUAUAAACAUGUAAAGUUGUUUAGCUAAAGCUUUGCCUAAUAGUGGGUCUCUGGGACAGCAGCAGAAAAAGCAACCAAUGCCUGUUCAUCUAUUCUGUGGUCGUCUAAAUGUUUAAUCUUGAAUAAAACUACUGUUUGUUUACAGCAAGUCAGA
Molecule: messenger RNA, 4028 nt
Organism: Hippoglossus stenolepis (Pacific halibut)
Lineage: Eukaryota; Metazoa; Chordata; Actinopteri; Pleuronectiformes; Pleuronectidae
Gene: palm1b
Product: paralemmin 1b
Exons: 6
Coding region: 381-1085 (234 amino acids)
Biological process (GO): regulation of cell shape
Cellular component (GO): membrane
Source: RefSeq, a predicted model, not a curated record